AUGACCGCCUCGGCAGAUUCCUACCUCAUCCUGGGCGCCGGCGUCUUCGGCGCCUCCACGGCCCUGCACCUGAUCCGGGCCUAUCCCGACGCCAAUAUCACCCUCGUCGACCGCAACGCCUACGACGCCCCUAUACGCGUCGCCGCCUCGUGGGACUGGAACAAGGUCGUGCGUGCCGACUAUGUCGAUAUCGAGUAUAUGCGCCUCUGCCUCGAAGCCAAAAAGUAUUGGUCAGAGGACCCAAUCUGGAAGCCAUUCUACCAUGAAAGCGGCGUUUACUGGGUCUCGCCAAAUAACUUUGCAGAACAGAUGCAAGAGAACUAUAGGAAGCUCGGGGUAGACUCUGGGUUGUUCUCUUUCUCUGUCGAAGAAGCCAAGAAGCAGUAUGGCGGCAUCUUUGAGGACGCCGAUUUUACAGAUGUCAAGGAGGUUUUUGUGAACAAGAAUAGUGGAUGGGGUGAGGCGAAGGAGGCAUUGCAGAGGACGAUUGAGGAGGCUGUAAAGCUCGGGGUGAAAUAUGUCGAAGCUGAAGUUGAAAAGAUUGAAUUCGACGAACAGGGUGGUGCGACGGGUGUCAAAACGGCCGAGGGCGAGAGCAUUAUUGCUUCGCGGGUUAUCUUAUCCACCGGCGCUUACACAGCCAAGUUGCUUGCCGAUAGCGCGCCCGAGAGGAAGGACCUUCAUGCUGGUGACAGAUUCGUGGCGGCGGCUGUGACUGAAGGCUUUGCGCCUGUUUCGGGAGAGAAUGCAAAGAACCUUUACGACGGACCAGUUGGAAUUUCAGUGGUGCCCCCAUCAAGAGGUGCAAGCAACGGGAGUGUCCCCCAUUCAAAAGACAAGACCCUGAAAUUCUGGGGUCAGAUCAUUUUCAGAAAUACCCAGAUCCACGCAAACGGAAGCCUCAUAUCUGCGCCCCCUCCGGCUGUAGACUAUGCGCAGCUCGAGGUCCCAGAUGCUUUGAAAGAAGAUGUCGACUAUGCUGGGAAGAGUCUCUUUGGGAAAGCAAGCGCCACUUUCAAAAAUGAAAAUUAUCGCAUCUGCUGGGAGGCUGUCACGCCUGAUGAAGACUUUAUCAUCUCUCCACACUCUGCAAGCAAGAACCUCUACGUUGCCACUUGCGGAUCAUUUCACGGCUGGAAAUUCUUGCCCAUCUUGGGUAAGUAUGUUGUGCAGAUGCUCGACGGAUCUCUUGAGGAGACCUUGGCAAAGAAGUGGUCUUGGGACCGAUCCUUCCCGUUGCCCACUCACAGAGCUUGGCCUAGAAGAGAACUAAGCGACCUGAAGUGA
Colletotrichum orchidophilum is the source of this 1287-nucleotide messenger RNA. Its product is annotated as FAD dependent oxidoreductase. The record is from RefSeq and is a predicted model, not a curated record. Bases 1 to 1287 code for a protein of 428 amino acids. Gene Ontology annotation, molecular function: saccharopine oxidase activity; flavin adenine dinucleotide binding; sarcosine oxidase activity. NCBI's taxonomy places the organism in Eukaryota, Fungi, Ascomycota, Sordariomycetes, Glomerellales, Glomerellaceae. The transcript has 3 exons.